Messenger RNA from Eruca vesicaria subsp. sativa (arugula), 857 nucleotides. Lineage: Eukaryota; Viridiplantae; Streptophyta; Magnoliopsida; Brassicales; Brassicaceae. The record is from the annotation of a GenBank genome assembly.
AACUCAUCUAAGUGAUAAGACUCUUCCUCUUUCUUUUUUCUCGCUCUUAUUUGUUCACUAUAGUUUAAAUUCAAGAAAAAUCGAAUAAACCCCUACUAGCUUAAUCGAUGUUGGUUUCUGUUCUUAUUUCAACCAACCAACGAUAGGAUCCCAAAAAAGCUCACUAGGCGAGAAACGAUGCGAAAUCUCAAAUCACAUCGUCUCCAACUGUUGUUGCGUACACUAUUUACGAUAGGUUUAGUCACUUUUCUUAUGAUCGAUGUGUUUGUAUUACAAAACAACAACGAAGCCGACAAAACAAAAGAGACUACUACCGCUGCAGCGAUGAACAAUACCAUUAUACACGCUAAGGGUGUACAACACGAGCUUGAAGAUGGAUCAAAACAUGGUGAUCUUAGCUACGUUGCUAGCAAAAGAAAAGUGCCUCGUGGACCCGAUCCUAUACACAACAGGAGAGCAGGAAGUUUAAGACGACCACCGGGAAGAGCAUAAGUACGGUGAAAGCUUGGAGAAGAAGCAGGAAGAGCAAUAGAGAAGUAUUUGUUGGCAAAACAGGUCUUGUAAAUGUAAUGCUCCUAGAUUCUCUAUCCCUUUGAUUUGGGAUCAAAUCUUUUAAAUAUGCUCAAAGUAUUUGUGACCCUAUUACACUUCUUUUUUUUUCUUUUACCAGAGAAGGUAAAAAAAAAAAACUCAUACUAGAAACAAUUUCUAUAAUCUUAAAAAGCAUCUCACGAAAAAGGUAUAGGUACAUGCAAUCCUGUUUUCUCACAUUGCACAACUUGUAUUGAAUGAGGAUGAGCAUUUACUAAAUUAGGUAAACGAUACCAGAUUUUUAACUUGAAAACCACAUAUGAGAG